Molecule: messenger RNA, 2248 nt
Organism: Aplosporella prunicola CBS 121167
Lineage: Eukaryota; Fungi; Ascomycota; Dothideomycetes; Botryosphaeriales; Aplosporellaceae
Exons: 4
Coding region: 495-1997 (500 amino acids)
Biological process (GO): peptidyl-serine phosphorylation
Cellular component (GO): nucleus; cAMP-dependent protein kinase complex
Molecular function (GO): ATP binding; cAMP-dependent protein kinase activity
Source: RefSeq, a predicted model, not a curated record
CCGCAUGCGGAGCCGUGGUAGCUUGGGCGGUGACGUUCUCAGGCCGUCAGCGUAUAAUUAGCAGGCCGGUCGAGGAGUGGAAGAUCCUCAGGACGUGGGCUUGAUCCCGGCGCGGUCUAGCCAGCGAGGCCUCUUAUUAUUUAGGCGGUGCCCAUGGCCCGCCCGUCGGUCGCGCUGCCCCCCCCUCCUCCUGCUCCUGCUGCUGCCAGAGCCAGCCAGCCCAACCUUGAACCCUCGCCCAGCGGACCGAUAGUCGAGCGUCAUCCGGACCGCCGCCGUCCCUACCCCCCCUCCAUAAUUGCACCUAGUUUCUCUGCGCUGGCCACGCCUUUUGCAGCCCUUUAUACUCCGUCCAGCACCCCCGCAGCCGUCUGUUCCGAACGCGUCCAGGAUCGGCGCCAGAUCCACCUUGCAGCACCGACGGCACCUCCCAGGGCGCAGCUGCUGCUCAAGGGAACCGACUCCAGCCUCCCUGGGCUUCAUCCAUCGCUUUCAUGCCGACUCUCGGAUUCCUGAAGAAGAAGCGGACGAAGGACUCGUCAGGCGGCUCUCGCGACCUGGACCCCCCGUCGUCUCCCACCAAGGACAAGGACAGCCUGCAGCCGUCGCCCGUCACCCCCACCGUUCCCAAAGCCGCCGACCACCCGCCCUUGUCACAGACAAAGUCGACGCCCCAGUCCGCCUCCGCAUCCGACUCCGCUCAGGACUCCCUGACGCAGUCGCGCACCGCCGAACCUAUGAACUCGUCAUCCUAUCCCCAGUACGCGUCCCCGCAGCCGAGCGCCAGCCCGUCGUCGUAUCAGCAGCAGCAGCAACAACAACAGCAGCAGCAGCCGCAGCAGCAGCAGCAGCAGCCCAACCAACAAAGCCACCAGCUGCCCAGCAUACACAAUCUCAUCAACCCUCAGAGCGCCUCGUCCUCGGCGUCGCCCUCAUACGGCAAUGCCUCGGUGGGCUCGCAGAGCAAGGCAAUGGCGCAGAACGGCGCCGCCGUCGCCCCUCAGCCCUCCCAACCCGCUCAGGUCCGCACGACAAAGGGCAAGUACACGCUCAAUGACUUUGCCAUCCAACGCACCCUUGGCACCGGCAGCUUCGGCCGCGUGCAUCUCGUCCAGUCCAAGCACAACCAGCGCUACUACGCCAUCAAGGUCCUCAAGAAGGCCCAGGUCGUCAAGAUGAAGCAGGUCGAGCACACAAACGACGAGCGGAGGAUGCUGCAAAAGGUCAAGCACCCCUUCCUCAUCACGCUGUGGGGGACCUUCCAGGAUUCAAAGAAUCUCUACAUGGUCAUGGACUUCGUCGAGGGCGGUGAGCUCUUCAGUCUCCUAAGAAAGUCGCAGCGCUUUCCGAACCCCGUCGCGAAGUUCUAUGCCGCCGAAGUCACCCUUGCCCUUGAGUACCUCCACAUGAACAACAUCAUCUACCGUGACCUGAAGCCAGAAAACCUGCUGCUCGACCGCCAUGGACACCUCAAAAUCACCGAUUUUGGUUUCGCGAAGGAGGUACCCGACAUCACCUGGACGCUGUGCGGAACGCCAGACUACCUUGCGCCCGAAGUCGUCGCUUCCAAGGGAUACAACAAAUCCGUCGACUGGUGGUCGCUGGGCAUAUUAAUUUUCGAAAUGCUCUGUGGCUUCACCCCCUUCUGGGACGGCGGAUCCCCCAUGAAGAUCUACGAGAAUAUCCUGAAGGGGCGCGUCAAAUACCCGCCCUACGUCCAUCCCGAUGCGCAAGACCUCCUGAUGAAGCUCAUCACGCCCGAUCUGACGAAGCGAUUGGGCAACUUGCACGGCGGAUCGACCGACGUGAAGAACCACCCGUGGUUUGCCGAAGUUACUUGGGAACGGCUUGCGAAGAAGGACAUUGAUGCGCCGUAUGUGCCACCGGUCAGGGCCGGCGCCGGCGAUGCGAGUCAAUUCGACAAGUACCCCGAGGAGACGGAAGCAUAUGGGGCAAGCGGCGAGGAUCCGCACGCGCAUCUGUUUGGAGAAUUUUAAGGCUCGCAAUCCUUUCCGCCGUGGCGCUGCACAGUCAGCGCCGAGAUCGACUCGGCGUCCAUUCCUACCCACCGCGGCAAGCGGGCAGUCAUUCAUCAAAAGCAACGCUCUACGAACCGCCACCAUGACGAGUCGUUGAAGUCUUGUAAUUAGCCCGUCUUGGCUCGGCUUGGUGAGAUGAAGGUGUCGUUGGAAGCAUGGUUAACGUUAUGUUCUAAUCACUCGGAAACGGCAAGGCAGAGAAAGGGGGG